AUGUUGAGAUCAGUGAGAACCAUUCAUCCUUUGGCUAAAUAUGUUACUUUAGCUUGCCAGAGAUCCUUUCAUGUUUCUACUCCGGUGUUUAAUUCACCAUGGUAUCUAGAUCCAAAGGAAUCACCAUCGAUCACUUCUCCCUUAAAGUCGGUUACCAUCCCAAAAUUACCAGAAAGACAUCCGCAGGCUCUUGAAAACCUGGUUACAUACUUGGCCACUGAAUUAGGUAUUGAUGACCUGUCAGUGUUUGACAUGCGUAACAAGUCGACGACCACCCAAGGUGCUUAUGAUAUCGCUGACUUUAUGGUCAUCGGUUCAGGUAAAUCGGCCAAACAUCUACAAAGUGCUUCAACAGAGCUCGAUUUCUACAUUAAACACGAACUGCAUAAACUUCCAACAACAGAAGGUAUAUUGAAAUCCGGCGCAUUGGCCAAGUACCAUCGUAAAUUGUUGAAGAAGGGUAAGAAGGCUCCAAACUAUUCCAAGAACACAUACGGCGUGACCCCAAACACUUGGGUCAUGACUGACACAAAGACCGAUGGAAUUGUUAUUCACAUGCUCACGAAGGAAAGAAGAGUCGAUUUAAACUUUGAAUGCCUUUGGGCUAAAGAUUCCGAAAAGGAAAAAUACUCCUCUACUAGCAAAAAUCAUGAUUCCGAUGAUAUAUUCAAGGGAAUCAGAUAUUUCCAUUCGACUAGUCAACUAAAAAGCAACAGCUUUGAUCCCUACAAUGUCACAUUUGAUAAUUAUGCCGAUCAAUUCAGAAGCUUGUUGAGAAAACACCUCGUUGAUUACAAAGUUACAAGUUUGAAAGAUUUGAAAGAUCAUUUAGACUCUAUGUACUCAGCUGGGAUAACCAUGAACUAUUCGCUCAUUGUUGAAUAUUUCAAUACAAUACUCAAGUCUGAAGAAUUCCAUCAACCUUUCAACACAAAUAUGAAAGCCUACAUUCAUAGAGAGCUGUUUCUUUUCAACCUGCUAGAUUCUUACUCUGUGCUUUUAACGAAUGAACAGAUUUUAGAUCUCCUUUCCUUGAUCAUAGUGUCUGGGUCUGGGUUUAAUAACGAAUCUUUUCUCACGUUAAAAUCUAUUAUUAAGACCUUUAAUAUUCAACAGAAGGAACUACACGACCAUUCCAAGAUACUCGGAAAAGUUCAACUUCUUUCUGAGAAAUUGACAGAUAAUUAUAACUCAACUCAUCGUGAGCUGAAGAGAAGAAUUGAUUCUUUACUUUUAACUGCAUAUGCGAACAAACAAAAUUGGUUUAGUUUCUUCAAGGUAUUAGAUUCUGCAAUUCAGAGAAAUGAUAUACCCUUAGUGCAGGCAUCCUUACCACUAGUUGCAGUAUGUUCAGAUAAUCUGACUGCUUACCAAUACGAAACGAAAUACUUACCUUUGAUAAAGGAAGCCGGCAUGCCAAAGGAAAUUGCAAGAUUUGCUGAUAUUAUAUAUGAUAAGACACACGAAUAA
Messenger RNA from Pichia kudriavzevii, 1470 nucleotides. RefSeq lists its product as uncharacterized. The transcript has a single exon. The coding region runs from base 1 to 1470 and encodes 489 amino acids. Gene Ontology annotation, biological process: mitochondrial gene expression; mitochondrial proton-transporting ATP synthase complex assembly; mRNA stabilization. Gene Ontology annotation, cellular component: mitochondrion. Lineage: Eukaryota; Fungi; Ascomycota; Pichiomycetes; Pichiales; Pichiaceae. The record is from RefSeq and is a predicted model, not a curated record.